AUGCGCCAAACUAUACUGAACUCGGUACGAGAUGGCGAACAAGUUGAAGCAUUUCUGGACGAAAUGGAGUGCAUUGGUGCAGAAGGCUGGGAGAAUCACCUCAGUCAUUCUACGCAUGCUGCUGAGCAACAGCAUGGGUAUGAAACGAUGAUGGAGUCCAUCGACAAAGCUCUUGAAAAGUUAGAGCAGAGGAAGAACAAGCUGGAUUGGGAGGUCAACAAACUGAAAAGAGAAGUUGAUGAGCUGCAGGAGAAUGCGGAACUAAGGAGCUCACCGAUCGGAGACGCUGAACACAACUCGCGAGGAAUAGCGAUAUACAUCUUGGAUUUCGAUAGGCUGCAACACGAUCUUGAUUCGUUGCUAGUGCAGUUGAGCGACCUUGAAACUCGCGAUGGAGAUGUGAACGAGUCUCGUCCCGAAAUUAGGGGCGGCAUGGGCGGUCAACUCGAAGAUGAAGAGCACGUGUACAGUCAUGCGAAGUACAAGAACUGGGAUGAGGUGGACCAAAAGCUUUCAGUUGCAUCGGCAAAAGUACCAAAGGCUGGGACUGAUACCAAGACCUCGAGCGUAGAUGGAUCUGUCAGCUUUGCAAACGACCAAUGCUCUGGACAUGUACUUCGAUGUCUACAUCGGAGAGAUGACUCCUUUGAACCCUGUGGUAUCCACAUGGUAUAUCUCAAUGGAGGUUUUGCAUUGGAUUGUUGCCCCGACAAACACGUUUUUGAAACUCCGAUCAUUGUCUGCCAUUUCCUCCGCGGAGAUGCCUGCGAUAAUGAUACCUGGAAGAGCAUUGAGCUCAAUCAUUCGAAGAAAUACGGCCAUGGCAGCGAGGCUACCUGCCUUUUCGAGGUAGAGCAUGACCAUGGCGUGAGGCAGGCAAUUGCUCAGCUUGGUCUUCUCGAUGAGGACUUAUGGGCACCAGAAGGUCAGGGCGAGAUGUAUAUUGUGACUGAUCAGAGCCUUAUGCCUCAACCCCAGACCUCAAUCGAGGAACAAGAGCUUACGAUGAGAGGUGGCGGAUGUGCUAAGAUACUUACUCCCAUCCAGGCACCAUCGGAAUCGUAUACCCGCCUGGCAGAAGAGUUUGACAGUAUCUACGAUCAGCUGGUUCGUAACACGCUGGAAACCUGUGGGAAGGAACAAACGUCAGCUUGCACCAUGGCUUGGAUCAGCGUCGCUGGUAUUUUGCGAAUGCGGAAUACAUAUCUUGAGCGACAGUUCGAAGAUCUCAAGGAGAUGUACAACAGCGUCGUUGAGGAUUUGAGAUGGAACAUCAAUAUGCUCACGAGUCUGGAAGAUGAAUUGGACACAGCUGAGGAAGAAAAGGCGGAUGCAUUGAUGGAGCUAGGCUUCUUGAAUAAGUCGAUGGAGAAGAGGGAGGAGAAGGACCAAUAUAAAGGUAAGGAGAUGGAGGUACAGAGACCUGCAAAUCCGACCCCAAACAAAGGAGCUUCACGAGAUUCCCGUGUCCUUUUCAGCCCCGCCGUCAAAGAGUUGCAGACGACAUCGAGUGAGAAGAUGACUGCGGACAGGACACUAGCUAUGUAUUUUUACUUCUAUCCCCUGCGCUCAGUCAUAGUCCUACCAGGAAGUUCCGCACAGAUUCUUCAGUUCCCCCAAGGCACAAAGCUACAGGAUGUUCGAAAGAUUCUGAACCAUCAACACGAUAAUGAUCUGGAGAUAGAUACGUGUGCCGCCAGGGUACGAGACAUCAUAGAGAUUCGAGACAGGAUGGGCAUCGAUCUCCCCGAGUCCCUGCUCGACGACGUGGUCCUCGUCGGCAUCCCAGAAAGCCACCAGGCACAUACCAUGGCCGACAAUGCUGUCAGAAUUGCUGCGUGGGAGACCUUUGAUAGCGACGACUACGUCGAGUUUGUACCACGUGCACAGGACGACAAGCGAGUUACUCCGCACAGCAAGGAUGAUCGGUUCAUUCAACUCGCCCACAUUAUCAACUCGUUCGACUACAGACCUGACACCGCAAACGAAGAGCUAGCCGAUUCAGUGUGCUCUUGCAAUUUGUGUGCAGCAGACGCCAUGUUUGAUAACGCAACUGACAUGAGGAAUCCUCCCAUGGUGUCAGUUCGCGGUGGCGGCGAUCCGCACGACGAUGAUGACGAUGAUGAUUAUGGGUAUUACGCCCCCUACUUGGAUGAUGAAGAUGAGGUUGAUCACGAAGAUGAAGCCAAUGACCCGUGGAAAGAGAAGAUGUCUUCAGAUCAAGAUUGGGACACGCCCACCUCUCUUACCACCUCAUGCCUGCGGGCUAGCCUUUUCUGA
Parastagonospora nodorum SN15 is the source of this 2280-nucleotide messenger RNA. RefSeq lists its product as hypothetical. The transcript has 2 exons. Lineage: Eukaryota; Fungi; Ascomycota; Dothideomycetes; Pleosporales; Phaeosphaeriaceae. The record is from RefSeq and is a predicted model, not a curated record. Bases 1 to 2280 code for a protein of 759 amino acids.